AUGACCGCAAGUUCAGAUGCCUCAGAGAAAGACGUCACGGUACCGGUAGACGUCACGGCAAACGCCACCAACAACGAUGCUGAACGCGACCUCAGAGUUUGGCCCAGCGCCCAUGAUGAAGAGAUUGUAGAACAGACUCUCAAUGAUCCCAAUGGCAGGCCACAGGAAACCACCGAAAAGCCUGCUCUCUCCAGAAUCCUGUCUCGCCGUUCUGCAGCCUCCAUUGACCCAGGUCCCCCACCCGACGGCGGCAUAGUAGCCUGGACACAAGUCCUCUGCACUCACCUUACCAUCUUCAAUACCUUUGGCUUCUUCACUUCCUUUGGCGUGUACCAGACAUACUAUCAAAACACGCUCAAUAUUGCGCCCUCGACAAUCUCCUGGAUCGGCUCGAUGCAGGUAUUUCUUCUCUUCGGAAUCGGGACAUUUACCGGUCGCGCUACAGAUGCAGGUCUCUUCCGACCCUUGUACAUUACCGGGGCUGUCUUCCAACUCGUCGGCAUCUUCACCAUGGCAGAGAGCACUAAGCUUUGGCAAGUCUUCCUCAGUCAGGGUCUCUGUCUCGGCAUCGCGAAUGGUCUCCAAUUCUGUCCCUCCAUGGCCCUCGUGUCCACCUACUUUGUCCGCCGGCGCGCCUUGUCAAUGGGCUUCACAGCCCUGGGGUCUUGCACUGGUGGCGUUAUCUUCCCCAUCAUCGUACAGCAGUGUCUCCCUCGUCUUGGCUUCCCCUGGACAAUCCGCAUCAUCGGCUUCAUCAUGCUCGCUGCAAACCUCUUCACCAUUGCCUUCUACCGCACCCGGCUGCCGCCCCGUAAAGCAGGCCCUAUAGUCGACUGGGCGAGUUUCCGCGAACUGCCCUUUACCCUGUAUGGCAUCGCCAUGUUCUUUUCCUUUUGGGGCUUGUACUUUGCCUUUUUUUACAUUGGAUCCUAUGGCCGCAACGUCCUUGGCACAAGCUACCAGCAAUCCAUCAAUCUCCUGCUCGUCCAGGUCUGCAUGGGCUUCAUCUUCCGCGUGCUGCCGUCUUACUACGCUGACAAAAUCGGCGCCAUGAACGUCCUCAUCCCUUUCGCUUUUCUCUGCAGUAUCAUGAUGUUUGCCUGGAUCGGCAUCCACAGCGUCGCCGCACUGUACGUGUUUGCCGUCUUCUAUGGGAGUGGGAGUGCAGUCAUUCAAUCGCUCUGGCCUGCGUGCAUUGGCAAGAUGAACCAGACUCAGGAUUUGAAAAUGUCCGGGGUGAGAAUGGGCAUGUUGUUUACGGUUGUGAGUUUUUCGAGUUUUACGGGGCCGCCGCUUGCGGGCGCGCUGAUUGAAAAUAACGGUGGCGACUAUACGCAUGCGAAUAUUUGGGCGGGCACGAGUUUCUUCAUGGGGGCGUGCUUGUUGGUUGCGACGAGGUGGAGCUUGGUGGGGUGGGAUUGGAAGGCGAAGAUUUGA
Molecule: messenger RNA, 1437 nt
Organism: Plenodomus lingam JN3
Lineage: Eukaryota; Fungi; Ascomycota; Dothideomycetes; Pleosporales; Leptosphaeriaceae
Biological process (GO): transmembrane transport
Cellular component (GO): membrane
Molecular function (GO): transmembrane transporter activity
Source: RefSeq, a predicted model, not a curated record